This is a messenger RNA of Styela clava, 644 nucleotides long. The record is from RefSeq and is a predicted model, not a curated record. Lineage: Eukaryota; Metazoa; Chordata; Ascidiacea; Stolidobranchia; Styelidae.
AUGACUUGCAUUCCAAAGGAUUCUCAAUGUCAAACAACAUGUCGACCAGGCAAGAAAGGCCCUGAAGGUGCAAAAGGUGAUAUCGGAUCACCAGGACAAAAUGGCGCCACGGGACGUCAGGGAGCUAAAGGGGAAAGUGGAACAUCAUGUGAUUGUUCAGGAUAUGAUGAGUUGGCACACAAAGUUCAAAUCCUCGAAAAAGCUCGAGAAUUUCAACUGCUUGAAUAUGGUUGGUAUCGUGUUCACAGUUACCCAUAUUGGUACAAAUUGUUCGAAGUAUCCUCAGACUAUCAAACAGCCAGAAAAAACUGCGAACGCAUUGGAGGCCGAUUAGCAGCAAAGGGUAUACGCAACCCAACUAUUCGUAGCGAUCUUCUCGACACGUUUAUCAGAAGAACAGGAACUUCGAUCUGGAUAGGACUUGACGACCUUGAGAACCAAAACAACUGGAAAUGGUCGGACGGAGUUUCAUCUACUUCUUCUAAUACACCGUGGAGUGGAGGAGAACCAAAUGGUCCAAAUGAAAGAUGUGCUUGCAUGUACAAUGCUCUACAAUAUGAGCUGAUAGAUACCUUUUGUUACAUAAAAAGAUUCUACCUUUGUGAAAAGUAAUUUUUCUUUCUUACUUUCAAAGAACUGCAACA